UCCGGGCGGCUGUUGUCCCUGUUCGGCCGGGGGGCCGUCCUGAUGCGCGGCGCCGGCGGCACCAUCAACGACAUGUGGGACCGCGACUAUGACAGACAGGUUGUGAGGACAGCAAGUAGGCCCCUGGCAGCUGGAGAUAUAUCCACUUUUCAGUCCUUCGUUUUUCUUGGGGGACAGCUUAGCUUGGCACUUUGUGUGCUUCUGUGUCUGAAUUACUAUAGUAUUAUUCUGGGAGCAGCCUCCUUGUCUCUUGUGAUCACCUACCCUCUGAUGAAGAGAAUAACAUAUUGGCCACAGUUAGUUUUGGGACUUACAUUUAAUUGGGGAGCUCUUCUUGGCUGGUCUGCCAUCAAAGGGUCAUGUGAAUGGUCUGUUUGUUUGCCCUUGUACUUAGCUGGAGUGAUGUGGACUCUGGUAUAUGAUACCAUUUAUGCACAUCAGGAUAAGAGAGAUGACAUCAUUAUCGGUGUGAAGUCAACAGCAUUACAGUUCAAGGAGGAUACGAAACAGUGGCUCAGUGGCUUCAGCCUUGCAAUGCUCCUGAGUUUGUGCAUCACAGGAAUGAACUGUAACCAGACGUUCCCAUAUUACUCAGCUGUGGCUGCCGUAGGGGCUCACCUAGCACACCAGAUUUACACUUUGGACAUAGACAAACCUGAAGACUGUUGGAAGAAAUUUGCUUCAAAUCGUACUGUAGGACUUCUGCUCUUCACAGGGAUUGUGUUUGGAAAUCUGUGGAAACGAAAAGACUCAAAAAAUGUAGAAGAGCCUUUAGAAAGCAGGUAGUUGAAAUUACUGUAAAUUACUGAUGUUUUAGUCCAGAUAAAAUGUAAGUACUGUAAGAAGGAAAAAAAUUUUAACAU
Molecule: messenger RNA, 863 nt
Organism: Chaetura pelagica (chimney swift)
Lineage: Eukaryota; Metazoa; Chordata; Aves; Apodiformes; Apodidae
Gene: COQ2
Product: coenzyme Q2 4-hydroxybenzoate polyprenyltransferase
Exons: 6
Biological process (GO): ubiquinone biosynthetic process
Cellular component (GO): mitochondrial inner membrane
Source: RefSeq, a predicted model, not a curated record